GCUGUAGCCGAUCUGGCUCAAGGGUGUCGAGAAGCAGCCCUGGUGAGCGCCGGCUCCUGUCCCCGCUUGACUUCUGUUCGCACAGGACUCAGGAUGACGCCCAGCAGGGUCCCCAUGGCUGGCGCGGACUUGGAUGCAAUCCUCAAGCUGCUCCCUACCGUCGAAGAGAUCCCCAGCGAUGACCGCGCCAUGUUCGUGGCGGGCCUGCCCCACGCGCUAGCGCAGAGCGCCGAGUCCCGGCACGAUUUCCAAGCCCAGUUCGCGAGUGUCGCGCGCGAGGCCCUCGCGGGCGCGGUGUCUGCGGCCGAGGAGCGCGUGCUGCGCUGCGGCGCGGGAGUCGAGGCCGCCCGCGCUGCCCAGGACGCCAGCGGCGCGCUCUGCAAAGACGCCGCGGCAGCGGCGGAGGCCGCCAGGAAGGUUGUGGAAGACAAGAGCGCCACCCGCGAAGCGCACCACGCGCUGGUGGCCACGCUCGACAAGGAGCACGCCGAGGCGCAGGCGAGGGAGGCGAUCGUGGUGGAGGCCCGGGACAAGCUGCGCGCGGAGCAGGCCGAGCUCGCCGCCGUCGUGGAGGACUUCCGCUGCUUGAGCACUGGCUCCUGCCAGGAUGACGGCGGGGACACGGCGGCCGAGGCCGUGCAGGCGUACGCCAAGGCCCACGGCGUUGAGCCGGCCCUGGUGGCCGCUCUGCCCGCAUCGCUGAAGGCGCCGCCGGAGGCGCGCGGCGCGUUCGAGAAGCUGGCGCUGGACUCCUACGCCGGCAUCCUGUCCUCGGCGAAGGCCCAGCAGGACUCGAGGCUCGCCGCCGGGAUGGAGGAGGAGGCCGACGCCGUCGCGGAGGCGCUGGGCCUGUGGGCCCUCCACGACGAGGAGCGACAGGCGGAGCUCGAAGCGAGGGUUGCGGUGGGCGAGGCGAAGGUGGCCCUCGAGGUUGCGGUCGCAGCAGAGAAGCAGGCGGCCGCCGCCGAGCGCGAGAAGGGGGCAGAGAUGACCAGGCGCCUGGUGGAGCAGACGCUCGCCGAGGAGCAGUGCAGCCAGCUGAAGCGCGCCCUGGAGGCACUGGAUCGGCUGAUCUCUGGCGCGCGCGCGGAGCCGAAGCCCGAGGCGACCACGGGGGCGAAGGCCGCGGAGCACGCGCCAGCCUCGGCGAACCCCUUCGGGGUGCCCACGCCGAUGGUAACGGGGUGACAGGCCGGCGGCGUCGGGGAACUGCGGCCUUGGCCUGCGGUCGUUUGGCCAGGUCGCGUGGCCUCUGAGGCCAGGGUGGGUCCCUGCGAGAGCCGGCCCCUGGGGAGUCGGUGCGGCUCCGCAGCGCGCGCGCACGGCGCGGCCCACCGUGAGUGGCAUUAAUUCGAGACGUCGUCACGCUGCACGGGAGCUGGGACUCCAAGGGAUCUCAGGGCUUGAGGGGGUGCGGAUGGAGGAAAUUGUGUCCUAUUCAGCGCUCGCUGCGCGAGCCGCUGGCCAGUCGCUCCCGCGUGCGUAUUAUGAGGAUGGACGGUCCCUUGCCUUUCCUUAUCCACAUGUGACGUCACGAUAUGUUCGUUGCUUUGCAAGUCCAGCUCUGCACGUUGUUGAAUCUUUCGUGUGCUCUUCAUGACUGCAUCCUGCCUGCCAUUCGUCGCGGGCUGGACUUUCGUCGCGAGCGCUAGUUAGUACAACUUGUCUAUUAGCUUCGCCGUGGGUUUGGCGACUGCUGUGCUGUCGGGGCAUGUGGUGGGAAAAGGCAUGCGUGCCACCGGCCGCUCGGGUCGCUCCCUGGCAAUGAGGGUAUCCUGUACGCUGGAUCGAACUGGGUUCA
Molecule: messenger RNA, 1801 nt
Organism: Prorocentrum cordatum
Lineage: Eukaryota; Dinophyceae; Prorocentrales; Prorocentraceae
Source: the annotation of a GenBank genome assembly